AAAUAAAAAAAUUUAGUCACAGCACAGGUAUAAGGCCUUGGCAUACAAAUUUUUGUAUUCUUGAUAGAGUCUCUUACAAAAAUUACGCCAUUGGGCUGAACUAUUAUACCGAAGGAAAAAAAAUGGGUGUUCUCCAAAUCGUAAUUGCUUAGAGCCAGACAUUUCCACAACUCCAAAAGCACACCCAAAUUUGCCCCAAAAACUCUCCAAUACUCAUGACUAGAAGAUAAGAAACUAUCAACCACUCAAAUCAAGCAUCAUGAAUUCCCAACUCUUAAGAUCAAAUUUAACACCCAUUUUCCAAAUCCCACUACCAAUCCAAUCCCACUUACCCAAAUCAUUCCCAAUUCUCUCUCCAAUCCGCUGCAACAACAACAACAACAAUGGAAUCAACAAUACCAGCGAAAACCUAGAACCACCGGAAACGGUCGAGAUAAAGUUCCGAAGAGGAUCAAGAAAACGGCAAAGACAACAGAAUUUAAACGAAGAUCCCAUGAAGAAGUUCGGAAAUGAAGAAGUUCAAGUUAAGAAGGAUUGGGAAUCAAUGAGUUUAUCUGAGAAAGCAAUAGAAUUGUAUAUGGGUGAAAAAGGGUUAUUGUUUUGGAUUAAUAAGUUUGCUUAUGCUUCAAUUUUUAUUGUAAUUGGUGGGUGGAUUUUGUUUAGAUUUGUUGGUCCUUCUUUGAAUCUUUACCAAUUAGACACUCCUCCUCUUGCUCCUGAUAAUAUGUUUAAAGGUUCUUAAGAUGAUUUAUUAUUAAUCAAUGGAAUGUUUUCUCUUUAGUUUAUUGCUUUGA
This is a messenger RNA of Amaranthus tricolor (Joseph's coat), 794 nucleotides long. RefSeq lists its product as uncharacterized. The coding region runs from base 260 to 742 and encodes 160 amino acids. The transcript has a single exon. Gene Ontology annotation, cellular component: chloroplast. The record is from RefSeq and is a predicted model, not a curated record. NCBI's taxonomy places the organism in Eukaryota, Viridiplantae, Streptophyta, Magnoliopsida, Caryophyllales, Amaranthaceae.